UAAGUACUUCAGACGGACCCCGACGCACAGGAGAAAUGCCGAAAAUGAUGGGUCUCACGCACUCGGUCCACGAGUCGAGACGGCAAGUGGGCGUUUCCCUGAAUCAGGUACUGUUAUUGUUGCCUCGAUACACAUCAAUCAUGUUCCUGUUGAAAAAAGAUGAAGAUCUCUUGAUGCGCCCUAUCUCGCUCGACAUCGCUGUAGUAAAAGAACAAGAAAGUUAGCACGUGCACGAUCUACAACUACAACUACAACAUGCAAUUUUGACUCGUCAACGAAAAUCGGUUGAAGAUAGCUACAACGUAAUAUGCUGAUCUGUACAGAAGGUGAAAAUUAUCGGUGUUCACCUACGCAUCUGUGAGUACAUCUCGUCUGUCCUAAUGUAAACACAACUACAUUCGAAAAAAUGAACACGACACUCACCUCCAAGUAGAGUUCACCCCACUCGCGAUUCAAUAAUUCGGUUAAUAGGUUUAUCGUGUGCAUCAAAAAAUCCGUUCUUCUCAACGUGAAAUGUUACUUCCAAGACUUGUGACACCAGUUCCUCUACUUCCUACGCCGAAAAACUUUUAGAGAAAGGACUAGAGCGACAAGAAGAAGAAGAAGAAGCUAUAAACUAAGUAUACCAAUAGCCAAUAGCUAAAGAUAAUUCGUAUAAUCUGCUCAUUACACCUUUUGCACGCAGGUCCACGAGCACCUCCCGGAUGACGAAUUCGAAAGUCCCUCCACGCAGCCUUGUUUCCAGCUCGACCUCGAUCGCCUGCGAACACUAGGAAGACAGAGUUCUAGUGCUUGUUCGUUCACGUCUAUUUCUUCGCAGACUGGUCAGCCGAAGAAGCUACCACCUCCAGUAGAGACCUCAUCUUCCACGCGAAGAGCUUACAAUCAACCUCAAACUCUUCAAGCAAGAAGACAAGUACCGAGAGGACCGACGAGGUGGAGAUGGAGUGCGGGAAGAACAAGUUCAGAUUUGAUUUCAUACCGAAGUAGAAGCAUAACAGAUGACUACAACCGGGGGAGUGUUUUCACUAAAGCGACGCGCGGCUGUGGUUCAGGAGGACGAG
Molecule: messenger RNA, 1064 nt
Organism: Amoebophrya sp. A25
Lineage: Eukaryota; Dinophyceae; Syndiniales; Amoebophryaceae
Source: the annotation of a GenBank genome assembly